This is a messenger RNA of Penicillium mononematosum, 1299 nucleotides long. It is a transcript of the gene ksrA, whose product is annotated as 3-dehydrosphinganine reductase. Gene Ontology annotation, cellular component: endoplasmic reticulum membrane. The record is from RefSeq and is a predicted model, not a curated record. The transcript is spliced from 3 exons. Gene Ontology annotation, molecular function: 3-dehydrosphinganine reductase activity. The annotation marks the transcript as partial. NCBI's taxonomy places the organism in Eukaryota, Fungi, Ascomycota, Eurotiomycetes, Eurotiales, Aspergillaceae. Gene Ontology annotation, biological process: sphingolipid biosynthetic process.
GCCAAAAACACAGCGACCUCGGGUAUUUCUGUGUCACUGAUUUACUUACUGCCCCAAGUGUGCCUUCCCUUUCGUUGUUGUGCCUUCCAUUUCGAGGACAACCAACAAGACGCACCUGCCAUUUUAUCCAAGAUGGAUCCUCGCGAGUUAAUUGCUCGUUUCCAUCCCCCUCAAUUUCUCUCUUCCUUUUUCUCCUCCCUGCAUUCUUCGUAUAAUAAUACAUCAAUCCCGGUAUUGGGCGCUUCCACACUCUUUUGCACUAUUAUUGUCUACACUAUCGCUAAAAUGUUCGGUCCCGCAUCCCGAAACGAGUUCAAUGUCGAGGGACAGACCGUGGUAAUCACCGGUGGCUCCGAAGGCAUGGGGAAAGCUGUCGCACUUGAGCUAUCCGCGAAAGGUGCAAACGUUGUCGUGGUUGCGCGCACUGUCUCCAAGCUGGUGACUGCCGUCAAUGAGAUGAAGACCAAGGCAGCGAAUAAAUUCAAGCAGAAAUUCCAUUAUAUCAGCGCCGAUCUCACUGAUCCCGCCGAGUGCGAAAGAGUCAUCGCAGAAGUCACAACCUGGAAUUCCGGAGCUGCUCCUGAUGUUGUUUGGUGCUGCGCCGGCUUCUCCCGUCCAGGAUUCUUCAUCGAUGUGCCCAUUCAAGAGCAUCGACAGCAAAUGGACACAGUCUAUUGGACUGCCGCCAACACAGCUCAUGCCACCCUGCGCAACUGGCUGGAGCCCGUUCUUCCGAGUGCACAGAUGAAAACAACCCGGAGACAUCUGAUUUUCACGUGCUCUACCCUUGCAUUCGUUCCCAUCACUGGCUAUUCGCCGUACUCGCCUGGCAAGGCAGCCAUUCGUUCUCUAUCCGAUACUUUGAGCCAGGAAAUCGAAAUGUACAAUGGAGCCUACAAACGGCACCGCGGUGCCGCCCCGGCUGCGGAUGUCAGGAUCCACACCGUUUUCCCUAUGGGCAUCCUAUCGCCCGGCUUUGACAACGAGGAAAAGACCAAGCCUGAGUUGACCAAGAAACUCGAAGAAGCCGAUAAGCCCCAGGCGCCAGCGGACGUCGCGAAGAUCGCUAUCAGUGCCUUGGAGCGUGGAGAGUACCUGAUCACUACCAAUUUUAUUGGUUCCAUGAUGAAAGGCACCUCCCUUGGGGCUAGCCCGAAAAAUAGCAUUGUCGGUGACACUCUGCUCAGCUGCCUCAGCCACCUGGUAUUUCUCCAGGUCAUUCCGGACCUACGCAACAAGGCGUUCACUUGGGGAAAGCGGAACGGGCUUCCAAGUGCCAACGGUACUCCGGCUUCGUAA